Lepisosteus oculatus (spotted gar) is the source of this 2725-nucleotide messenger RNA. It is a transcript of the gene chrnd, whose product is annotated as cholinergic receptor, nicotinic, delta (muscle). Gene Ontology annotation, molecular function: transmembrane signaling receptor activity; acetylcholine-gated monoatomic cation-selective channel activity. Gene Ontology annotation, biological process: chemical synaptic transmission; monoatomic ion transmembrane transport; signal transduction. The record is from RefSeq and is a predicted model, not a curated record. Lineage: Eukaryota; Metazoa; Chordata; Actinopteri; Semionotiformes; Lepisosteidae. Gene Ontology annotation, cellular component: neuron projection; postsynaptic membrane; synapse.
GUUAUAGAGUGCAAGAGAGAGUCUGUGCACACUGGAAUACUAGAAAACAGCCAUGAGCAGUUUCUCCUUUUCUCUUCAUCUGCUGCUUGUGCUUGUCCUUUACACAACAGAUACUUGGGGCCGCAAUCAAGAGGAACGCCUCAUCCAGCACCUGUUCAAGGAGCGUGCGUACAACAAGGAGCUCCGACCGGUCCAAAACAAAGAUGAUGUGGUGAAAGUCUACCUUGCCCUUACGCUCUCCAACCUCAUCUCGCUGAAAGAAGUAGAUGAGACUCUCCUUACAAAUGUAUGGAUGGAACAUGGUUGGUAUGAUGACAGGCUGUCAUGGAAUGCCUCAGAUUUUGAUAACAUCUCAGUUCUGCGUCUACCACCUCAGAUGGUCUGGUUACCAGAGAUAGUUUUGGAAAAUAAUAAUGAUGGACAGUUCCAAGUGGCCUAUUACAGUAAUGUCUUGAUCUACCCUAAUGGAUAUAUGUACUGGCUCCCACCUGCAAUUUUCCGUAGUUCCUGUGCCAUAAAUGUCAACUUUUUCCCCUUUGACUGGCAGAACUGCUCCUUGAAGUUCAGCUCUCUAACCUACAACGCCAAGGAGAUCAGCAUGCAUCUAAAAAGGGAAGCAGACCCCGAAACAAACAAGAGUUAUGAAGUGGAGUGGAUCAUCAUCGACCCUGCUGGUUUUACAGAAAAUGGUGAGUGGGAGAUUAUCCACAAACCAGCCAGGAAGAACAUUCACAAAGAUGUCCCUCCUGAGAGCUGCAAACACCAGGAUAUUACCUUCUACCUCAUUAUCAAGCGGAAACCCCUGUUUUAUAUCAUCAACAUCAUUACUCCCUGCGUCCUCAUUUCAUUCAUGGCUUCACUAGUCUACUACCUCCCUGCAGACAGUGGGGAGAAGAUGACCUUGUCAAUCUCCGUGCUGCUUGCCCAGUCUGUCUUUCUGCUUCUGGUUUCGCAGCGUCUGCCUGAGACAUCUCUUGCCAUCCCCCUCAUUGUCAAGUACCUAAUGUUUAUCAUGCUGAUAGUCACAGUGGUGGUCCUGAAUUGUGUUAUAGUCCUGAACCUGCACUUCCGAACUCCCAGCACUCACAUCAUGUCAGAUUGGACCAAAGAGUUCUUCCUGGAGAGGCUGCCAAGAAUCCUGCGUAUGUCCAGGCCGGCAGAGAGCGAGUCCCAUUGGGAGGGAGCCCUGCCACGGCGCUCCAGCUCUGUGGGGUACAUUGCCAAGGCUGAGGAGUACUACAGCGUGAAGUCCCGCAGCGAGCUCAUGUUUGAGAAGCAAUCUGAAAGGCAUGGGCUGACCCCCCGGUCCACACCUGCUGCAGUCUACAAAUCAAGCAACGAAGCUGAUGUUGCUGAUCAGUUAUAUGCUGAAAUCAGGCCUGCAGUGGAUGGUGCCAAUUAUAUUGUCAAGCACAUGCGGGACAAAAAUGACUACAAUGAAGAAAAGGACAAUUGGAGUGGGAUAGCCAGGACAGUUGACAGACUUUGCCUCUUCAUUGUGACCCCUGUAAUGACCCUUGGGACCUUGUUCAUAUUCCUGACGGGGACGUACAACCAUCCGCCCCCCCUUCCUUUUGAAGGGGACCCUUACAACUACCUGGAAGAGAACAAGCGUUUCAUCUGAUGGCCUCCUCCCUUUUAGCCAGUUGUCUCCAUCUCCUGUCUUCUUGAAACGGUCGUUCUUUGGAACGAAAUGUGGUGGUCAGUGUCCAGCCAAUACAAGAGCAUGUACAUUUUUUUUUCACAGAUAGAGAUUUUUUAACAGUUCGAGUUGAACCAUUCUUUGAAUGAGUUCAAUUUUCAUGGGUUCCCCAAUACUUUGCUGAUGACCAAAUCCAAAUCGUACUGACAGACACAUGUGGUUGAACAGCAGAAACAACACUGUGUGCUACAGAGGCACUGCAGCAGGCCAGUUAAAGUUACUUUACUUGAUUCAAGGAGUUCAUGAGGUAUGUUUCGUGAGACAUUAAAUAAAAAGCAUAUGCUGCUGGUUUCAUAAUAGAUCUGUGGCAUUUUGAUGCAUUUCCAUACACAGUAUGUUUAAAUUAAUGUCUUGAGCCCUAUUUGUGCCAACAAUGUAUCAAUAUUAAAUAUGACCUGUGUGCUCUUGUGCUCAACUUGUUAAUUUCAUUGAAGGAAACACAGGCUGCUGUUCUUCAUCACUUCUUCACUAUUACACUGUGCCAAGAGAAAACAAUAAAAUUUGGUAUCAACAAAAAUAAUUAUUUUGCAAGUAUUAAGUUUGUUUUGCCAAAUUCAGUAUAUUAUGUAUCGUCUUGUCCCUUCUUUUUUAUCAUCCAUUAUUUUGUAGCAUUUCAGAUGAUGACUGACGUCCUGGAAGCAAGAUAAAGUAAAUAUUUUUCAUGCUGUUAAAAGUUUUUCAUUCCAGGCUGGGGGGUUUCCAUAGCUAUUUAGCCUGGAACAUUUUGAUCUGAUGAUCUAAUACCAAGAUAUUCUGCUAUCAAAAAGAUAUAAGUUUUAUAUAAAAAUAUAAUUUCUCUCCCACAGGUUAGUCGGUCAUAAACAUGAGGUCAAUUUUACUGCCCAGCAAAAAUGAAGUAGACACUGCAAUUACAUUAAGCAGUCAUGACCUGGAAACAUUGGUAUUUUGUUCUGAUUUAGCAGUCUGUUAUGGUUGAAUUAUUUUUUGUAAAAUUUGCCUUUUCCUUUGGUUUAAUUUAAUUAUUGUGCUUGCAGAAGGACUUCCCAGCCUUUAGUCCAUAAU